GGUGUCACAAAAGCAACGGAACUUCCCGAACGGACGCGAUUAUUUGACGUCAUACACCCGGAAAUAAGGUGGUUCACCGGUUGGCUACAGAAUGCGAAGAAAAUGUUCACAACAAAAGGAAUUUUCCGCACCUUGUCAAGAAAAAUAAGACGAAACGGUGACGGUAAUUGACAAACAAGUAUAAUGGGCCACAGAGGGAGAUCAGCACCUGUACGGCCUGCAUCUCAAGCAGCCUCUGGAACACCCAAAGAGCCCGUCAAAGCCCACACCAGGAAGCACAAUAUCUGCAUGGUGUCUGAUUUCUUUUACCCUAACAUGGGAGGAGUGGAGAGUCAUAUUUACCUCCUUUCUCAGCGUCUUAUUGAGAAGGGACACAAAGUGGUGAUUGUCACCCAUGCCUACGGCCACAGGAAGGGCAUCCGCUACCUAACCAACGGCCUUAAGGUCUACUACCUGCCUCUACAGGUGAUGUACAACCAGUCCACCACCACCACGUUCUUCCACAGCAUGCCGCUCCUGCGUUGCGUGUUUGUCAGGGAGCGAAUCACUGUUGUGCACUCGCACAGCUCGUUCUCCGCCAUGGCCCACGAUGCUUUGUUCCAUGCUAAGACCAUGGGCCUCAACACGGUGUUCACUGACCACUCGCUGUUCGGCUUUGCUGACGUGAGCUCCGUGCUGACCAAUAAGCUCCUAACGGUGUCGCUGUGCGACACAAACCACAUCGUUUGCGUCUCUUACACAAGCAAGGAGAACACAGUGCUGCGUGCCGCGCUUGAUCCGGAGAUUGUGUCCGUCAUUCCCAACGCGGUCGAGCACUGCGACUUCACGCCCGACCCGUCUCAGCGCUGCGACGACAGGAUCACCGUCGUCGUGAUCAGUCGACUCGUCUACCGCAAAGGCAUCGAUCUUCUCAGUGGAAUAAUUCCAGAGCUCUGCCUCAAACAUCCGGAUCUCCAUUUCCUCAUUGGUGGAGAGGGGCCGAAGAGACUUGUGUUGGAAGAAGUGAGAGAGAAAUACCAGUUACACGACAGGGUCCGACUAUUGGGGCCUCUGGAGCACAAAGAUGUCAGAGGAGUUCUAGUGCAAGGUCACAUCUUUCUAAAUACGUCACUCACUGAAGCUUUCUGCAUGGCCAUCGUGGAGGGAGCCAGUUGUGGGUUGCAGGUUGUUAGCACUCGCGUGGGCGGGAUACCUGAGGUGCUACCCGAGGACUUGAUCACGCUUUGUGAGCCGAGCGUACGCUCGCUGUGUGCCGGGCUGGAAACUGUAAUAGAGCGCCAGCGUUCCGGUGCCGUCCCUUCGCCGGCCUCCAUUCACGCACGGGUGCGGAACCUCUACACGUGGAGGAACGUAGCCGAAAGGACGGAAAAGGUGUAUGACAGAGUAUGUGGCGAGGAGGUGCUUCCGCUGGACCGCCGCCUUCGAAGGCUCAGGACUCACUGCGGCCCUGUGGCCGGCUCCAUCUUUGCCUUCGUGGCAGUUUUGGACUUCCUUUUCCUGUUGUUCCUUCAGUGGUGGCUGCCCGACUGGCUUGUGGACAAGGCUCCCGACGCCAGCGGCCCCCUCGCACUGUGGAAUCAAGAACACAGUCAGAGUAAAACGCGUGCGCCGUCGAAAAGAGUCGUCAAGUGAGCUUCGCCGCUCUUACUCUGCUCCUAACAACACUAGCGUGAGCCAAGUGAACUUAAACUUUGUCUACAUGGUGACAAAUGGUCAUUUUUUUUUAAACUUUUUUUUUUUCUUCUUCUUCACCUUGGGCAGGACUCAAUUCGCACUGAUUUCAAUAAGGAACUUAUUGGAUGAUUAGCUUUUUUGAUCAAUUGCACACUAAAGAUGAUUCAUUUUGGCAUUAACAGCUUUUUUUUAAUUCAUUUUUCAUCUUUUGUUAUAUUUAUACGAACCCAGGAAGAUGUUUGUUAGUUUUUUCUCCAUGACCUAGUAUACCUCACAAUGUGUUGCUUUUAUCAUAAUGAUCUUUAUUCUCCUUCCUCAGGACAGGUUUGUCUGGUAAAAGAUGAAACCCUCUCAGUGAAAGGUUAAAAGACAUAACAGGCUAUGAAAAUGCAGUGGUUUUUUUUACUUUUUCACUGCCACUGAUGGCAGUUGAAAAAUGAUCAUCCAGUAGUAAAUGAGUUAAGGUAGUGGUGCAAAUUUGAAUACCUUAAAACACUCCAUUCAUGCUUGGCUGAAAAAUGUAGGAAAAUAUGAACAAAAAGUUUUUAAAGUUUUAAAAUGCAGCUUAUCUGGAAGUGGUUCCACUGCAGAAAUUCUCGUGCCCGGCCCACAGACAAUGUCGGUUUGUAUACAGCACAGGUGUUAAGGCCCAAGUACACUGCAUGCGUGAUCGUUGCGGUUCCGGUCCGACUCCGGUAAAAAAAUAGCGCCGGAGCCAAUCCGUUCCCAUUAUAUCCUAUUGUUCAACGUAUACCGGCCGCGUCAGUGCUCCGGCUUGACUGCGAACCACCUCCGGCGUGCCGCAUGCCCGCCGGAUGGUAUAGGCUAUUUUCUAUUUUUGCCGGACACGCAUCCGGCAAAAUGGGCGGAGCUGGGCCUGGACGUAACAACCCAGGUGCCUAAUCACGGUUUAAACACGAGCGAAGAUGGAUGAUGAGCGCUUCAUCAUGGAGGUGGAAACCCACAAAAUCAUUUAUGAUGCAGCAGAUCCUUUCUAUAAGGACAAUUUUAAAAAGGAAGCUGCAAGGUGUCCUAUUAUGUGUGUUUUUCUGUCCUGAUCUCAUCAUGAUGCAGUCAUGUCGGUCUCUUAAUUCCAGAUUAACUAAAAUAUCAAUAUGCAAAGAAAAUAUGUGCUCUCUCUCUGCUUCUCUGAUGAGUAUAGACUCCGUGUGUUUUUCGUUGUUUUAAAUGGCACAUUAUCGCGCGCGAUCACGCGAGAGCUCACCGGGGGGACGAGGUUGGCGGACCGCAGCCGUGCAGCAGCCGGUAUGAUUUGCCUGUUUUUGACGGACUGCGUGGCACGCAGGCAACACUGAACUGGACCGGAACCGCAACGAUCACGCAUGCAGUGUACUUGGGCCUUUAAACUGAUUCCAGAAAGGGCCAAGUGGGUGCAGGUUUGCUUUCCAACCAAUGAAGAGGACACCUUUUCACCAAUUAGAUCUUUUACAUGUGUAAUCAGUUAAACUUUGUCAGGUGCUGCUUGUUUCAGCAGGAAGUUCAUUAGUUAAACUCUCUGCGCGUUAUCGGUUGGAACAAAAUCCAGCACCCACUUGGCCCUUUCUGGAAUCUGUUUGACACCUGUGGUAUACAGAGUCGAGGGGGAAAAGUACAAAAGAGAAUAAAGAGACACCCACAAGUUUCGACCUGGUGGUCUAUUCAAGACGUUUCUCUUUUUUCUUUCCUACAUUUUACUUGACUUUUCAUAGAAAAACCAUCAGUUUGCGCUAGGCACAGGAAUCUGCAGUGAUUAGACACCAAUUCCAAGUACGCAGUUUUUUAGUUCGUGUAGUAUAUAAUUCGCUAUCCAUUUUAUGAAUAUUACAGGUUAUUUAACAGUUGUGUAUAACAGCUCUAUGAGAUGUUACGUGUCAUAAAUUUUAAAUGUGCACAAAGAUUUAAGCCCACCGACACAACCAAGGGCAUAAUAGGCCCCGCCUCCAUAGCCCCCACACACGGAGCCCUGAUCUCAACAUGAUGCAGUCAAUCUGGAAUUAAGAGACAACUAAAAUAUCAAUAUGCAAAGAAAAAUGUGCUCUCUCUCUGCUUUUCUGAUGAGUAAAGACUGUGCGUUUGUCAUUGUUUUAAAUGACACAUUACCACGCGCGAUCACGCGAGAGCUUGGGGGGGGCACAGUUUUUGACGUACUGCGUGGCACGCAGUCAACACUGAACCGGACCGGAACCGCAACGAUCAUGCAUCUGGUGUAUAUGGGCCCUUAGAAAAAACAAGGCAGCAAUAACUAAAAAAAUGUGUGGAAGACAUUGUGUUAUGUUACCUUAUAGGUUAUUCAAGGCUCAACAUAGUUCUUGGAUUUUAACAACUAUUUACUUGGACAACAAGUCUUCAGCCUGCCAGAAUAAUGAUGCCCAAACAAUCCUGUCCGAACUGAACAAAUAAAACAUACAUACUUACAUUAGCUUAUGAAAAUAUAAAUAUUUGACCAACCAAAUUCACAUAAAACAACAAACUGUACCACCUUGGCGGCAUAGACUCCAAGGGAAUAAAGAUGAGGAUUCACAGCUUUUACAACUUUGCUUCCACGUCCAGCACUUGAGUUGCCAUCACUUUACAAACAUAGUGUGUGGGGGUAAACUUAUUCCCUCGGGGUAACGCGAACAUGGGCAAUUUUAAUAAUUUAUUACCCCUUAACAUCUAUGCUUUAAUCAAAUUAAAGAAAUAUAUUAAUAUUAAUAAACUUAUAGA
Molecule: messenger RNA, 4380 nt
Organism: Corythoichthys intestinalis (scribbled pipefish)
Lineage: Eukaryota; Metazoa; Chordata; Actinopteri; Syngnathiformes; Syngnathidae
Gene: piga
Product: phosphatidylinositol glycan anchor biosynthesis, class A
Exons: 7
Coding region: 184-1632 (482 amino acids)
Biological process (GO): GPI anchor biosynthetic process
Cellular component (GO): glycosylphosphatidylinositol-N-acetylglucosaminyltransferase (GPI-GnT) complex
Molecular function (GO): phosphatidylinositol N-acetylglucosaminyltransferase activity
Source: RefSeq, a predicted model, not a curated record